Messenger RNA from Quercus lobata, 1766 nucleotides. Its product is annotated as FBD-associated F-box protein At3g52670-like. Gene Ontology annotation, molecular function: protein binding. The record is from RefSeq and is a predicted model, not a curated record. Bases 202 to 1497 code for a protein of 431 amino acids. Lineage: Eukaryota; Viridiplantae; Streptophyta; Magnoliopsida; Fagales; Fagaceae. The transcript has 3 exons.
AUGAAGUGUUUACUUGAAAUGUGUAAAACUUGGAAUAUGUAACGUUUGGAAUAUGUAAAGACGUAUUUCCAUAAUUGUGUUUAUUAUUGCAAGUUUAUCUCUUAAAACUCAACAGGCAUUCUAAGAGAUAUCAACUUAACAUUACCAAACCCACCAAUUUCCCAGCUACGCCCAAAGCUUGUGCUCAGCAACAAAAUCUGAAUGGCUAAAUCAACCUCAAAACGCCAGAAACCAACAGUGAUGGACAGGAUCAGCUAUCUAUCAGACUCUCUCCUCUGCCAUAUCCUUUGGUUUCUAACAACCAAAGAGGCUGUUGUCACAAGCAUUUUGUCGAGCAGGUGGAAGACACUCUGGACUCUUGUGCCAAAGCUCGACUUUGAUAGCCACGAAUUUGAACGGAUAUCUUCUUCAGAUGAGGAGCAAAGUCUUAAUGAAGAUUACGGGAAUAAUAGGUACCGUUUUACGUUUACGCAUAUCGUGACCAGAGCGUGGGCUAUUCGAAAUCUCAAUAAUGCGAAUCCCAUCAAACACUUUCGCCUCCACUGGUAUUCUAAUGAUUCUGACCCAAUCCAUGCCGAAACAUGGGUCCGCGCCGCGCUUACGCCUGACUUGGAAGUGCUCGAUCUCCUCAGCGGUUUUUCCCAACGUUUCAACUUCUCGUCUACUUUGUUAAAUUAUGCUAAAUCAUUAGUAGUUUUGAAAUUAAAACGUAUCGAUGUUAAUCUGCCUUCUUCUUCUUUCGGCUUCCCUAGUCUCAAGACUCUGCUUCUUCACAGUGUCUGGUAUACAAAAGGCGACACUUUCUCUGAACUCCUCAGUUGCUGCCCGGUCCUCCAAAAUUUGUAUUUAGAAACCUAUAUCCCGAACUAUGGUAACAAUUUUAAAAUCAUUGUACCUACACUCGAAACAUUACAUUUAAGCUUAUACUUCUAUCUUCAAAGGGACUGCAGACUUGAGAUAAAUGCCCCAGCUCUCAAGUACCUUCAUUUCAGAGCUCAUAUUAUUGAAGACCGUCCGUUAAGAAACAAAUCUCUUCAUUUGGACCCAUAUUUCACUGAGUGCCUUUGUUAUGCUACUGAAUUAGAUCUUCCCAUGUUUCAUAAUUUGGCUUUCUUAUACUUUAAAGCUGGUGCUUGUUUGUGGCAUGUGCUCCCACACUUGCUUCAUCGGGCUCCUAAUCUUGCAGUACUUGUCUUUGAGAAGGAAUACGAUGAAUCUUACGUUUGCGAGGAGGAAGAGACUUCCAUCAUAAAAAGGAUGUUCAAUGAGGUCGUUCCUAUAUGUAUAUCAUCGCACCUCAAGACAUUUCAUUUUAUAGGAUUUAAAGGGUUAACGUAUGAGCUGGAAUUUGUUGGACAUAUCCUUAAGACGGCAAGAUUCUUAAAGACGAUGACAAUAACUCCUGCUUAUAUAGAUUCAGACGAGAAAUUUCGCAUUCUCAAGGAGUUAUUGAUGUUGCCAAGGGAAUCCAGGACUUGUCAGAUUGCAUUUGGCUGAAGUUUAUUUCGUUAUGAUUUCUCUCUCAGUUACUAAAUCCCCGUAUUGGCUUACAUUUGAAUCAAAACAGGUAAAAGUAGGAAAAAUAAAUCCAACAAGUCUGAUUUAUUGUGCUUUUAAGUAGUGAUGUUGCUUGUUCUUUUAACUCAUUCCCAAGUCUUGGGAAAUGUUGUCAACCUUUCUAUUUUAGUUGGGACGAUAUGACAGAGGUGCUGAUGUUAAAAUCAAAAUAUCUUGUUAGUGAAUUAUUUUGUGGCAGCUUUCCUGGA